This is a messenger RNA of Pogona vitticeps (central bearded dragon), 4590 nucleotides long. Lineage: Eukaryota; Metazoa; Chordata; Lepidosauria; Squamata; Agamidae. The record is from RefSeq and is a predicted model, not a curated record.
AUGGAGAAUCUUUUUGUGUGGUGUGACCUGACUCAGGAACUGCAGUGCCUCAUACUGGGGUGUCCCUGCAAGCAGAGUCUAGCCCAGCUAGAGAAUCUGUGCAAGCAGCUCUAUGAGACAACUGACACCACAACGCGGAUCCAGGCGGAGAAGGCCUUGGUUGAGUUUACCAAUAGCCCAGACUGCUUGAACAAGUGCCAGCUUCUUCUGGAAAGAGGGAGUUCAUCUUACUCCCAAUUAUUGGCAGCUACAUGCCUUACGAAACUGGUGUCGCGCACAAACAACCCUUUGCCCUUGGAACAGCGGAUAGAUAUACGAAACUAUGUGCUCAACUAUCUGGCUACCAGGCCUAAGCUGGCGACGUUUGUGACGCAAGCACUAAUCCAAUUGUAUGCUAGGAUCACAAAGCUGGGCUGGUUUGAUUGUCAGAAAGAUGAAUAUGUCUUCAGAAAUGUCAUCACUGACGUCACAAGGUUUUUACAGGAUAGUGUGGAGCACUGUAUCAUCGGAGUGACAAUCCUCUCUCAGCUAACCAAUGAAAUUAACCAAGCAGACACUACACACCCUCUGACCAAGCACAGGAAGAUUGCGUCUUCAUUCCGCGAUUCCUCUUUGUUUGAUAUUUUCACGCUCUCGUGCAAUUUACUGAAACAGGCCUCGGGGAAAACCCUGAACUUGAACGACGAGAGCCAGCACGGCCUCCUCAUGCAGCUCCUCAAGCUGACUCAUAAUUGCCUGAACUUUGACUUCAUUGGUACCUCCACGGACGAGUCCUCUGACGAUCUCUGCACUGUGCAGAUCCCCACCAGCUGGAGAUCGGCUUUUCUGGAUUCCUCAACGUUGCAGCUGUUUUUUGACCUGUACCAUUCAAUCCCUCCUACGUUUUCACCUCUGGUCUUAUCGUGUCUAGUACAAAUAGCUUCUGUCCGUAGGUCCCUAUUUAACAACGCAGAAAGAGCGAAGUUCCUUUCUCACCUCGUCGAUGGUGUCAAGCGAAUACUGGAAAACCCCCAGAGCUUGUCGGAUCCAAACAACUACCAUGAGUUUUGUCGUCUUCUUGCUCGGCUGAAAAGCAAUUACCAGCUGGGGGAGCUGGUGAAAGUGGAGAACUAUCCGGAGGUGAUCCGACUUAUUGCCAACUUCACAGUGACCAGCUUGCAGCACUGGGAGUUUGCGCCAAACAGCGUACACUACUUGUUGAGUUUGUGGCAGCGGCUCGCCGCCUCUGUUCCUUACGUCAAAGCCACAGAGCCACACAUGCUGGAGACCUACACGCCGGAAGUCACCAAAGCUUACAUCACGUCCAGACUGGAGUCGGUGCACAUCAUCCUGAGAGACGGCCUGGAGGAUCCCCUGGACGACACGGGUCUGGUGCAGCAGCAGCUUGACCAGCUGUCCACCAUUGGGCGUUGUGAAUACGAGAAGACGUGCGCCCUCCUGGUGCAGCUCUUUGACCAGUCGGCCCAGUCCUACCAGGAGCUGCUGCAGAGCGCGACGGCCAUUCCAGUGGACAUAGCAGUCCAGGAGGGACGCCUGACAUGGCUGGUCUACAUCAUUGGGGCUGUGAUCGGGGGCCGAGUUUCCUUUGCCAGCACGGAUGAGCAGGACGCGAUGGACGGUGAAUUGGUUUGUCGGGUUCUUCAGCUUAUGAACCUGACAGAUUCACGCCUGGCCCAGGCAGGCAACGAGAAGCUGGAGCUGGCCAUGCUGAGCUUCUUUGAGCAGUUUCGGAAAAUCUACAUCGGAGACCAGGUGCAGAAAUCCUCAAAGCUGUAUCGCCGGCUCUCAGAGGUCCUGGGGCUCAACGACGAGACCAUGGUCCUCAGUGUUUUCAUAGGGAAAAUCAUCACCAACUUGAAGUACUGGGGCCGGUGUGAGCCCAUCACCUCCAAGACGCUGCAGCUCCUCAAUGACCUUUCCAUUGGCUACAGCAGUGUUAGGAAACUGGUGAAACUGAGCGCCGUGCAGUUCAUGCUGAACAAUCACACAAGUGAGCACUUUUCCUUCUUGGGCAUCAACAAUCAGUCCAACCUGAGUGACAUGAGAUGCCGGACAACUUUCUACACUGCACUGGGGCGUCUCCUCAUGGUGGACCUAGGGGAGGAUGAGGAUCAGUACGAGCAGUUCAUGCUGCCCCUCACAGCUGCCUUUGAGACUGUGGCCCAGAUGUUUAGCACCAACACCUUCAACGAGCAAGAGGCAAAAAGAACGCUGGUUGGCCUGGUGAGAGACCUGAGGGGAAUCGCCUUUGCCUUCAACGCCAAGACCAGCUUUAUGAUGCUCUUCGAGUGGAUCUAUCCUUCCUACAUGCCUAUCUUGCAGCGGGCCGUUGAGCUCUGGUACCACGACCCAGCCUGCACCACUCCUGUGCUCAAGCUGAUGGCUGAGCUGGUGCACAACAGGUCCCAGAGGCUCCAGUUCGAUGUCUCCUCACCCAACGGCAUCCUGCUUUUCCGGGAGACCAGCAAAAUGAUAACUACCUAUGGGAACCGCAUCCUGACCCUGGGGGAGGUCCCAAAGGACCAGGUGUACGCCUUGAAGCUCAAAGGGAUCUCCAUCUGCUUCUCCAUGCUCAAGGCGGCUCUGAGUGGCAGCUACGUCAACUUUGGCGUUUUCCGUCUCUAUGGAGAUGAUGCCCUUGAUAAUGCCUUGCAAACCUUCGUCAAGCUCCUCCUCUCCAUCCCACACAGUGACCUUCUGGAUUACCCGAAGCUCAGCCAGUCCUAUUAUUCUUUACUGGAAGUCCUUACCCAGGAUCACAUGAAUUUUAUAGCUAGCCUGGAGCCCCACGUCAUCAUGUAUAUUCUUUCCUCCAUCUCAGAGGGCCUCACAGCACUAGACACCAUGGUUUGCACAGGCUGCUGCUCCUGCCUGGACCACAUUGUCACCUAUCUCUUCAAGCAGCUGUCACGCAGCACCAAGAAGAGGACAGCCCCUUUGGUCCAGGAGAGCGACCGAUUCCUGCACAUCAUGCAGCAGCAUCCUGAGAUGAUCCAGCAGAUGCUGUCAACGGUGCUGAAUAUCAUCAUCUUUGAGGACUGUAGGAAUCAGUGGUCCAUGUCCCGGCCUCUCCUUGGCUUGAUACUGCUCAAUGAAAAGUACUUCUCGGACCUAAGGAACAGUAUCGUGAACAGCCAGCCCCCAGAGAAGCAGCAAGCGAUGCACCUCUGCUUUGAAAACCUCAUGGAAGGCAUUGAGCGGAAUUUGCUCACCAAGAAUCGGGAUAGAUUUACACAAAACCUGUCUGCAUUCCGGCGGGAGGUGAACGACUCUAUGAAGAACUCCACCUACGGGGUAAACAGCAACGACAUGAUGAGCUGACGUCUCGUGAGAAGCCUCUCUCUGGCAUAGGCCAGGGAGGUUAACUUUUCCGAUGGAAAGACAAAAGGGCAUUUCUGAUCCCUGCUGGUCCCUGGGGCAAGGCUGCAGGAGGAGGGGUGUGAAAAGUUCACCAGGGCAGGGGGCUUUUUUCCUUGCGAAAGAGUGGUGGCAGAUCAGCGUCUCCCUGAGUGAAUGUCAGAGAGAAACCCCUGUGUCCUGCCGCAGCCUGCCUUGUAUAAACAUGUACAUUUUUUCAUAACAUUUUGAACAAGGUUUAUAUUGACUCAAGUUUAAAAAAAAGUGUGACUGAAAUUUUUACAGAGUUUAGUGCACCAAUGCUGACGUGAGGGUUGUAUGCAAGUACGGAAGCUGUGUGUCUCCUGGCCACCUGCCAUGUUACUGGGUGAGGGGUGUGUGAAAGUACAGAGUUAUAUUUAGUAACAAGUGUAGAGAGAGGCACAAGAAGUGUGAAGUUCCAAAUGUAUAUUUUUCUUAUACAUCCCCUGUAAUCUGUACCAUCCUGCCCUGAUCCUCCCCUCUUGUUAGGAACUCAAAGCCAUGCUCCGUGCUGUUCCAUGAGUGUAUGUUCCUUGCCCUGUCUGUCAGCACUUCCUUUCUAGCCUGGUCCCAGAGGCCAGCCACGGAAAGUCUGUGCUGUAUGUCUGCACCUCUUCCUUAGCGCAUUGCACCGGGCUCCUUCCUUCCUUCCUGCGUGAAUCUCCUUGCUUCCCAGCUACCGGGAAAAGUGUGGAGAGGCACUGGCGACUCAUGGGCCCCACACCCUCUUCUCCUUCUCAAAACACAGCUGCAGGGAGCAGCCUUGCCUCUUCUCCCCCAGUUCCCACUCUUCGUAGGUGGCUGCUGGCAUUGACAAGUGGAUGUGGGGAGGUUCUUAGAGACACAGCAAGCUGUGCAACACAACCCAUUGUGUCUAGGUUUCCUCCUACUGCUGCAACAACUUUGUGGAAGGUUAAAUUUACUUUUGAGAAAAUGGGGGGGGGGAGAACCUGUUUGCCUUGUACUUUCCCACUCUUCUUGCUGCUAAUUCUGAGCACCCCGUAGCCCAGCUCUUACCGGUCUUGGUUUCUCUUCCCAGAUAGCACCACCUCAGUUUUAUUUUUUGUUUUUCCCCCUCUGGCGAUUGUGUGUUGGGUCCUUUUUGUGUGAGCAGAUUGCUGGAUGACUUGUAAGGGUGUUUGCUGCAUACAGUGUAAGCAUUGUGGCUGCAAAUAAACUUCAGUGGUUUCUACUGAGCUGUGUGCAACCAGG